Molecule: messenger RNA, 1178 nt
Organism: Elgaria multicarinata webbii
Lineage: Eukaryota; Metazoa; Chordata; Lepidosauria; Squamata; Anguidae
Gene: SLC25A21
Product: solute carrier family 25 member 21
Exons: 11
Coding region: 102-1013 (303 amino acids)
Biological process (GO): transmembrane transport
Source: RefSeq, a predicted model, not a curated record
AGUCGCGCCGCCACCGUUCCUUCACGCCCAACCCCCACUGAGUCGUCGCGCGCGGCUCCUCUUCCUCCCCGGGGCUUCUUUGCCCACGCGCGCAGAUCAUCAUGGCCGGGAAACCGAGCACGUUUUGGCACGAGGCGUCCCACCAGAUUCUGGCCGGGGGCUCCGCGGGUCUUGUAGAAAUUUGCCUGAUGCACCCCCUCGAUGUGGUGAAAACCAGGUUCCAGAUUCAAAGAGGCAAAACUGAUCCAUCCAGUUACAAGAGCUUGAGACACAGUUUUAGGACGAUAUUCCGGACGGAGGGAUUGUUUGGUUUCUACAAAGGCAUACUCCCUCCAAUCUUGGCUGAAACACCCAAAAGGGCAGUAAAGUUUUUCACCUUUGAACAAUACAAGAAAUUGCUAGGAAAUGUUUCACUGUCACCAGCCCUGACAUUUGCAGUUGCUGGCUUGGGAUCUGGGCUAACAGAAGCAGUUGUGGUUAACCCUUUUGAAGUAGUCAAGGUUAGCCUCCAGGCAAAUCGGGAUGCUUUCACAGAGCAACCAUCCACCUUUGCCAAAGCUCGACAGAUUAUUCAGGCCAAUGGGCUGGGUCUCCAUGGGCUUAACAAGGGGUUACCUGCUACCUUGGGACGCCAUGGAGUUUUUAAUAUGGUUUAUUUUGGAUUCUACUUCAAUGUGAAAAACAUCAUUCCUGUCAAUAAGGAUCCAACCUUGGAGUUUCUGAGGAAAUUUGGAAUCGGACUAGUUUCAGGAACAAUAGCCUCGAUUAUUAACAUCCCUUUUGAUGUUGCAAAAAGUAGGAUUCAAGGACCGCAGCCACUUCCCGGAGAGAUCAAGUACAGAACCUGUUUUAAAACUAUGGCAACGGUCUAUAAAGAAGAAGGAUUUCUAGCUUUGUACAAAGGGUUAAUUCCUAAAAUCAUGAGGCUAGGCCCAGGUGGUGCAGUGAUGCUUCUGGUUUACGAAUAUGCUUUUGGAUGGCUUCAAGAAAACUGCACGCAUCUGCAAGCUUGAGAAGGCUUUCCAAAAUUAUAUUCACAACUUUAUUAUUGUCCAAGGAGAACAGGCCAUCUUGAAAAGAUUAUACUGGUAAGAGAAAAGAGUAAAAGAGAGCAGUCGGAAUCCAAGUGACCAUGAAAUGAUGCUUGAUAAAGGAUACAGAAAUGCCAAUAAAAUAAA